Molecule: messenger RNA, 1652 nt
Organism: Elgaria multicarinata webbii
Lineage: Eukaryota; Metazoa; Chordata; Lepidosauria; Squamata; Anguidae
Product: glycosyltransferase family 92 protein F13G3.3-like
Exons: 1
Coding region: 59-1312 (417 amino acids)
Cellular component (GO): cytoplasm
Molecular function (GO): glycosyltransferase activity
Source: RefSeq, a predicted model, not a curated record
CUGCUUCAGGAGGAAAACUUAUUUGGCUACUGGGCUGUGUCUGGUGGCUUUUGUUUCGAUGCUGAUGCUUUCCUAUCUGCAGCUGCAGAAAUACUCUCGCCAACCCAAAAUAAUCCUUCGGAAAGAGAGAGGCCUUUGCAGGGGAAGGAUGGCCAGUAAUUCAAUCUCUGUUUUAAGGGACAACAGGACUUUGGUCAUCGCGUCAUACUUCGAUAACCGGGUGGAAAAAUUGACUCGGGUGAUUGGAAUUGUACCCCACGAGGAAGUCAAAGAACAUUAUUGCUGGUUCUGUUGCCAAGCUGCUGACAAAGUCUACAUCUCGAAGGCUGUGAUCGACGUCCACGCAGACCACUUUGGAUUCCCGUACGCGACGGCGGACUUGAUCUGCAUGGAACCCAGAAACUGCGAGCCUCGCUCUGUGUCGCUGAACUCAGUUCCUUAUGGAGACGGCAGCCGGUUGCUGCGGUUUGAAAUUAAAAACCGCAAACUGGAGAGCUCUUCCGUGGAGUUCACGGUGUGCAUCUCCACCAUGUUUGGAGACUACAACAACAUCCUGCAGUUCAUUCAAAGCAUGGAAAUGUAUAAGCUCCUCGGGGCCCGGAGAGUGGUGAUCUACAAGAACAGUUGCAGCCCACUGAUGGAGAAAGUCUUGGAGUUUUAUGUGGCAGAGGGGACCGUCGAGAUAGUCCCCUGGCCAAUCACAUCCUACCUCAGUGUUUCUACUGAAUGGAAAUGGGACCCCAAGGGCAAUGGCACCCAGAUUGGCUAUUACGGACAAAUUGCAGCCUUGAAUGACUGUGUCUAUCGGAAUAUGUACAGGAGCAGGUACGUAUUGCUGAACGACGUUGAUGAAAUUAUUCUGCCCGUUGAGCACGCAGAUUGGAAAGCCCUGAUGGAGAGCCUUGAGAAGCAAAAUCCAGAGGUUGGCAUUUUCCUCUUUGAAAACCACGUCUUCCCUAAUACAGUCUUUACCUCCGUCAACAUCCCGUCUUGGAACGCAGUACCUGGAGUCAACAUAUUGCAGCACAAUCUUCGAGAACCGGAUAGGAAAGAGGUCCUCAACCCACGGAAAAUGAUUGUCAAUCCCAGGAAGGUGGUUCAGACGUCUGUUCACUCCGUCCUCCAGGCACUGGGAGACAGCAUAGAAGUUCCCAUGGAAGUCGCGAUGGUGCACCACUGCCGGGCCCCUUGGCAGCCAGACUUACCCAGAGAAUUCCUGAUUAGAGACACAACACUCUGGAGAUAUAACUCGUCACUGAUCAGCUCAGUUAGCCGUGUGCUACGAAACAUACCAUUGCAAGUGGUGAAGUGAGGUGUCUAGGAAAGGUUACGAAGAUCUAUCCUUGGGACUGUCAAGGAGAUAUUUGGGAGUGAUAUAGAAUAUGAAGUUCUUGUGCAUACUUGAUAGAGGAAUAAAGGGGAAACUGCAGCAUACAUUUGCUGUACAUACUGGAAGAAGAGUCCAAAAAUAACUUAGUUGCUCUUGGCUAUCUAAGAAUAUGAACCAUGGAGUUUGAUAAAGAGAGGUGGUAAGUUUGUCUUGCAAUGACAAAUGUAGGGUAAGUGAGAAUUUCAUUCAGUUCGUUUUUUGGUAAGAAUUCCAUAACAGAGAUGGAAAGAACUUGCAUUUUUUUUAAAAAAAAAAAACAGUG